Messenger RNA from Anthostomella pinea, 954 nucleotides. Lineage: Eukaryota; Fungi; Ascomycota; Sordariomycetes; Xylariales; Xylariaceae. The record is from the annotation of a GenBank genome assembly.
AUGGCCCCAUCCGCGAGCACAGAGACGGUGUCCAGCACUCUGUCGCUGAAAGGCGAGAAGAAGCAUGCGGAAAAUGAUGAGAAGGCGGUCGUAGCGGGAAAGGAGAUGACGCCGCUAGAGGCUAUCUCCCAUGGCAUGGUGAUGCCAGGCAUCCCGACCUUCCCCUCGUACGCCGCCGGGCGGCGCCACAUCCUCGUGCACAUGGCGGCGACGUUCCGGUUCUUCGCGCGCAGCGGCUUCACCGAGGGCCAGUCGGGCCACAUUUCGGUGCGCGACCCGGAGCACCCGGGCCUGAUGUGGAUGAACCCGCUCGGCCGGCAUUUCGGCAUGCUGCGCGCGGGCGACAUGGUCUGCCUCGACAUCGCGACGGGGCGCGUCGCUGGCGGCAACACGUCCCGCCCGGCCAACGCGGCGGGCUACCUGAUCCACUCGGCGGUGCACAAGCGGCGGCCGCACGAUGUACACGCCGUAUGCCACGCGCACUCCAACGCCGGCCGGGCGUGGAGCGUCUUCGCGCGUCCGCUUGAGAUGCUGAACCAAGACGUGUGCAACUUCCACAACGCGCAUGCCGUGUACGCGCGCUAUGGCGGCAUCGUAUUCGGUUCUGAGGAGGGCGAGCACAUCGCCGAGGCCCUGGGUGAGGGCAACAAGGGCGUGAUUCUUAUGAACCACGGCUUGCUGACCGUCGGCUCGACAGUAGAUGAGGCGGGCUUCAUGUUCGGGCUGAUGGACCGCGCCUGCGAGAUGCAGCUGGCAGUGGAGGCGGCGGCGGCCAACGGGCUCCCCAAACAGAUCAUCAGCGACGAGGAGGCUGCGUACAACUUCAAGAUGGCCAGCGAGACGCACGCGCUGUACCGCGAGGCGCAGCCCGACCUCGAAUACGAGUUCGAGAUGGCUGGGGGCGAGGACGCGCUCGCCAGGGGGUUUGAGAGUCUGCAGCGGCUCGCGCCGUAA